AUUAAACACCAACGAAGAAGAAGAAUGCUACAGAUCUGUUGCUAACAGUUUCCGUUGGAACAUUUCUCUCCCUGAAAGCUUCCCAGCUGACAAUAACAACCUUUAUCUCCCCCAAUAACUCACUGACGAGGACUGGGGGAAGAUGAUGAAGCCGACAGGAUGAUCUCAGAGCUCACAGACUCUCUCCUCACAGAGAAGGAUGCUAGUAGCUUCGUUAGCUAGCUCACUGGAAGUAGACGGAGCCGGAGCUCGGCUACUCUUCACUAAAGGAGUUAAAGAAAGAGACAUAAAACUACAUUUAUGAGUUAAAAGAACCAGAGACAUCCUGAGACACCUGGAUGAUUCCACGUGUCUGAGAAUAUUCGAGGUGUGAAGUUUCUACGAGGUUAGCUUGUUAGCUUAGCUCUGCAGCUGCAAUGGACUCACAGCAGAUCUGAUGGUUUGUUUCUGGAGGAAAACUACUUUUUAAAAUGUCUAAAGUCAAAGUGCUGAGAGAGUUAGUGAACCAGAGACUGACUGCAGCUGCUGAGGAGAUCUUUGAGCUGUUUGAAAGAACCAUAGCAGAGUACGAGGACCAACUUAGAGGAACUAAAGAGAAGCAACACAAACUACUGGACUCUGUUUACAACCCGGAAGUCCUCUUACACAGAGCAGAUUCCCGGAAACCCUCGGUGAAAGAAAAGGCGGUUCCCUCUGAGCAGCAGGAGAGGAGCCCCAGUCCAGACCAGGAGGACCCACCAGAACCGCCACACAUCAAAGAGGAACAGGAGGAACUGUGGAGCAGUCAGGAGGGAGAGCAGCUUCAAGGACUGGAGGAGGAGGAGGAGGUAAUCAAGUUCACUUUCUUUCCUGUGAAGAGUGAAGAAGACGAUGAAGGGGAACCUCAGUCCUCAAAGUUUCAUCAAACCCUACCUGAUGAAAUCAGGGAGGAUGAUGGAGAGGACUGUGGAGGAUCAGAACCAGACAUAGACUUUAAUCCAGGGAGUGAUUCACAUCCAGCUACUCACGAGGAGACGUCCCACUCCUCUGAGACGGUGACUGAUGAUAGUUAUUACGACUGGGAGGAGACCACCGAGCCUCAGUCAGAGAACACAAAAGAACCCGUCAGUGAGAAGGACUCUGGAGACGCGUUCAUCAGCUCCUCUGACUGCGCUGCGAGCUGUGACCAAAAGGAACAACUGCAGAAACGCAGAAGAGACAAAAAAGGAGAGAAACCGUUCAGCUGCUCGGUGUGCGGGAACAGGUACCACAUCAAAACCUCUUUAACGACUCACAUGAAGCUCCACUCGGAGGGGAAACGCUUCAGCUGCUCCUUUUGUAAGAAGCUGUUCCUGGCCCGAGCGGAGAUGGUGACGCACAUGAGAGUCCACACGGGGGAGAAACCCUUCGGCUGCUCCGUGUGCGGCAUCCGGUUCGCUCAGAGCUCGAACUUGACCUCGCACUUACGGGUCCACACGGGAGAGAAACCGUUCAGCUGUUCAGUGUGCGAGACGAGCUUCAGCCUCAGGAACAACUUACUGUUACACAUGAGGAUCCACACCGGAGAGAAACCCUUCAGCUGCAACGUGUGCGGGAAAACCUUCGCCCUGCACGGAAACCUGAGGAGACACUUAAACGUCCACACGGGGGAGAAACAGUACAGCUGUUCGGUUUGUGGUCAGAGUUUCACUCAACACGGGACUCUGAAGAGACACAUGACGGUUCACACGGGAGAGAAACCGUUCGGUUGUAAUAACUGUGAUAAGAAGUUCGCUCGGCAGGAGUACGUCAAGAAACACAAGUGUGUGGGCGAGGGCACGGGAAACCCACAACAAGGGUCCGACAUAAUCUGAGCUUCAUCUCACCCAUCGGAGGAGACGCCACAUUUUUAAAGUGUGUUCCCUGUUUGAUCAUUCACCUUAUAUCGUGCCUUUUGUAUCUUAUCUCAGUCCCUCCAGGAAGUUGGGAUUUCACGAUCCCAACUAUCAACGCAAAUUCAACCAAUCAGGCCUCACAAUGUUAUACAAUCACCUUAACCUCAGCCCCUGUAUGUCAUCGGUGACAUCAUCAAUUUCACUUCCUUGGAACAUAAACGUAAGUCCUCACUUGAUCGGCACUUCAAAACACGCACAGAGAACGGGUGAAGAGCGAGGACAGCAGGCAGGACGAGUGACCAUGACAACGCUGUUAUUUAUAGAUACUAGAGUUAUUAUCCGAGGGGCUCAGUGUUAGCUCGGUCUCUACCUGCAGCAGGUGAGCUUUAGGAACCAGGAAGGAAACACAAAGAGAGAGAGAAA
Molecule: messenger RNA, 2276 nt
Organism: Notolabrus celidotus (New Zealand spotty)
Lineage: Eukaryota; Metazoa; Chordata; Actinopteri; Labriformes; Labridae
Product: zinc finger protein 160-like
Exons: 2
Coding region: 471-1832 (453 amino acids)
Biological process (GO): regulation of transcription by RNA polymerase II
Molecular function (GO): RNA polymerase II cis-regulatory region sequence-specific DNA binding; DNA-binding transcription factor activity, RNA polymerase II-specific
Source: RefSeq, a predicted model, not a curated record